AUGGCUUCCAAGUCGAAAAAGAAGUUCAGAAACACAACCAAUAUCAAUAUUACUAACAAUACUAACGAAUACGCUUAUGACCGUUCUCGUUUUGGGCAUAUACUCAAUUGGGAUAAAUAUUGUCUUUAUAUUAAUGGACACCCCACUCUUAUUGUCAGUGGAGAAUUUCACUAUUGGCGUAUACCUGACCGAACGCGUUGGUCGAAAAUUCUGAGAAAAUAUCGUGCAUCCGGUCUUAAUUGUGUACGCAUUUAUUUUCACUGGGGCUUUCAUAGUCCUGACGAUAGAGUUUAUAAUUUUGAAGGAAAUAAAGACGUGGAGUAUUUGUUGACAUUAUGUGAGCAACUCAACUUGUUUGUGCUCGCCGCACCUGGUCCUUAUAUAUGUGCAGAGACACAAGCUGGUGGUUUUCCUUUUUGGUUAGUUGCGAAAAAAACGCGAUUGCGUAACAUGUGGUUUACUGGUUUUAAGAAAUACGACGCGGUUUUUUGUGAAUAUGAACAACAGUGGUUUCAGAAUAUUUUACCGAUUAUUGCACGUCAUCAAAUAACAUUUAAGUCAAAUGGAUGUGUAAUCGGUGUACAAAUUGAAAAUGAACUAUUUGAAAAGAUCAAAGGAAUUUACUCUUUUGGACUGCCAGAUGAAAUGCGAUUUUUGUGUAAAGUUGCUCGUGAGGAAGGAAUUACUGUACCAUUAUUUACCAAUGACCCAUAUGAAAAUGGUUCUUGGAUAGCACGUACAGAAUCAAAUCUUAAAAAAGGGUUCUUUAACAAUUCUUUUGGUCUUGAUCUUUAUGGAUUCGAUAAAUAUGUCGUAUUUGUACCUGCAAGUGCAACUCCUUGGAAUCUUAAUGCAGAACAAGAUCCAAAGAAAUGGGCUCCAUGGGAACCUAAAGAAUUAACAAAUGGUGUUGAUAAGCUUGAGGAAACAGUCCGUGGUUUCGGUCACGAUGCUGCCAAGUCUCCACUAUUUAUACCCGAACUUCAAGGAGGCUGGUUUAGUUCCUAUCAGUUGAAUUAUACGUUUGACGAUAUCUAUAACUAUUACGGAGAUCAUUAUACUAAGCUUUUGUAUGAAUCUGCAUUAGCUCAAGGGGUUACUAUUUCUUCAAUUUAUAUGUUUUAUGGUGGUACUAAUUGGGGAACUAUCGGAGACACUGAUGCAUAUACAUCUUACGAUUAUUCUGCAUGUAUUCGAGAAUAUGGUUAUAUGUCUAGUCGCCUUCGUCAUCUUCGACUCUCAAACUUUUUUGUACGAAGUUUUUCUGAUGUAUUUACAAAAACAGAACGAGUCUCGAAACCAACAGUUUCAUCAUUAACUGAUAACGCAGAUGUGAUUAAUCUUCAAAGGAAAACAAUAGUCGAUGAAGAAGCAUGUGGAAGCCAAGUAUUAUUCACAUUUAUGCGAAAUUUCAGUAAAGAUAAGAGAACACAAUUUCAAAUUGGUGUUGAAUAUACAGAUUUCUCGAGAGAAACGAUUCAAAUACGAUUACAAUGUUUUCUUCCAUACAAAACCUCGUUUAUUGCUCUCGGAAAUUAUAUUACAAUAACUGGAUUAAGGCUGAUUAUGUCGACAUUGCCAAUUUAUUUGCGGACAUUUAUCCCUGGUAAUGAAGAAAAAAGUGGUGGAGAUGAGAUUUGGAUUGUGCCGGUAAAUAAUACGGGAGAGUUAGCAUUUGAAGGAUCAAUUAUUGUAGAGGGAAAUAUUGGUCCAUCUGUCAGAAAUGAUAAAUCUGCAUGUGUUGUAUCUUUUAAUGGUAGACCUGGUUAUGCCAAAAUACAAAAGGCAAACGGUAAUGAUAUCGAGGGAAAUGGAUUUCUGUAUGUAUUGGCACUUGAAAAUGAUUCAAUCGGAACACUCCAUGCAAUAUUUGAUGAACCCCAUUGGGCACAAUCAUUUGAACGUCCACAUUCUCAUGUUCACGCACCGUUAUUUAUUACAUGGGGGACUCAAUAUGUAUUCUAUGAUUACCAAACUAAAAAAAUCGAGAUCGAAUUUGGGGAAGAUGAAGACGAAAUCACGAUACUUUCUCCUACGAAACCUAAUUAUAGUUUUCAACCCGAAGAAAAUUCUAUAUAUCCGUUACCAUUUAUAUAUACAAAAAAAUUAAAACCAAAUCAUUAUCAGGGCACGUUAAUACAUCCUUUACUUGAAGGUUGGUGCACACGAUUGACGGAUUUCUCGGAUCUUGAAUGGCAAGCCACAGAUCUGAGUAAAAGUGCACUUGAACAUUUUUAUAUAUCAGGACAUAUUAUUUAUCGUGGACAGUUUGCAGCAAAAUAUUCAACUAACAGUGGUGCAAUGCAUAUUAUAAUCAAUAUGCGUCAUCGAUGUAGUGUAUUUUUGAAUGGACAUUUUGUUGGUGGACACACGACUUAUUCAAAAAAUCUUUUUUUCCCUGGGGCAAAAUUGGGCCCAGAUCCUUUUAAUUCUUCUCUUGGAUCAAAAAAAUAUAAACUAACCGAAUUUACACAUCCAGCCGGGCACACAGAACCUAAUGAAUUGAUUAUUGUUGUAGAGAAUUGGGGUUUAUGUCGUCAAUCUGUCGUAUUUAAUGACGCGCCAAAUCCAAGAGGAAUUUUGUCGGCACGUGUUACCGGGUUAGGUCGCGGAAAUAAAGUAAAUUGGGCUGUUGCUGGGGUUGAUGUACGACGGUUGAAUACGCCUUUCAACACCACUGGUUUCCCCGACGAGCAUAAAAAAACCGGUUGGGCCGAUUACGAUGGCGGUAUUUUAAAUUAUGGCGUAAAUCCAUCAGAUGGCAUUCGUUGGUGGAGCUUUCGAUUUAGACAUCCAAUCGAGGAAACACACAAAAAUAUAGUUUCCGCGCCAUUAAGACUUGUAUUAGAAGGGUCAUUCAGUGCAUAUGUAUUAUUAAAUGAAACUUUAAUCGGAUAUUAUCACGGAAAUGGUGAUACGCCACAGCAUAAUUUUUAUUUAAUGGAUGGUUUGUUAAACCAUUCAGAAGAUAAUAAAAUUGUUUUGAUGGUGUAUUCUUGGGAAGACAUUUCUAAAGAUCAAGUGAAAGUUGAUAUACGUGGAUGGGAAGUAGAUGAUUUUCACAAGACUGGAAAUCUUGUUAAAUUACAAGAUACUCGUUAUUAUGAUCAUGAUUAUAAGGAGUUGAAGAGUUGGUUAGUUUGGCGUGAAGAUAUUUCAUUUAGUCAAACAUUAUAA
Ambispora leptoticha is the source of this 3177-nucleotide messenger RNA. The record is from the annotation of a GenBank genome assembly. Lineage: Eukaryota; Fungi; Glomeromycota; Glomeromycetes; Archaeosporales; Ambisporaceae.